Ochlerotatus camptorhynchus is the source of this 2387-nucleotide messenger RNA. RefSeq names its product sorting nexin-14-like. Bases 166 to 2355 code for a protein of 729 amino acids. NCBI's taxonomy places the organism in Eukaryota, Metazoa, Arthropoda, Insecta, Diptera, Culicidae. The record is from RefSeq and is a predicted model, not a curated record. The transcript is spliced from 7 exons. Gene Ontology annotation, cellular component: intracellular membrane-bounded organelle. Gene Ontology annotation, molecular function: phosphatidylinositol binding.
GUACACAUUAGUGUUGUUAGUACCUUCCUGUUUUCCUAUAGGUUAUUUGCUACCUGCAACGAUAUUUGCAAACAUAAAAGUGAAAGCGCAUUACAUACAUUACUUAGCAGUAGCAGUGCACUGUAUCCGUCCUGUAGUGAUCAUCUAGUGAGUUCCAUCAGAGUGAUGCUUUUGUACCAUGUAAAGGAAGUGCUAUAUAAAUUCUAUCAGGAUGAUGUGGCCAGAAUAGUUGCGCUUAUCAUUCUGGCCCUGUCCAUCGUCCUCGGGUGCUACGUCAGCUCAAUCUUGGGACUUACCAUUUUGUUGUUCUUCAUCAAUGGCUGUGCGGCUGCAGUAUUUACGCUCAACCACAAGGAUCGGGUUGGGUGGUACCUUCAGAAGCUGAAAGAUUUCUUCGGCUAUAAGGAUUAUGAUCCACACAGCGCCUUGGAAUGUAAUAUUUGUGGCAACGAGAAAUGUCCCCGUCACAAUAGAAAUGCGCUGAUCCACGAACCGUGGAAGGGUUUCCUCAUUGAUCCCGCAUUGGACGAUGCGGUCGACAAGUUUUUCUCCCACAUCCUGAAUGGGUUUAUUUGUAACUGGUACGCCCAGAUAUCUCCGGAUGAAGAGUUCAUUCUUAACAUCAAAAGUAACCUACGGGAUGCCCUCUGUCGGUUACUGAUCCGAGCCAAAGAGUUGGAUGCUCCAACGGUCAUCACAACCCGCCUACUACCGACAUUUUUCAUUCACUAUGAAAUCAUCGCCAAAAUGCUACUGGUCGAUCACGUUCCGAUGGAUCGUCUUUCCAAAACAUUCCUUAUCGAUGAGUAUCCCAUCCAUCCGGCGGUGCUCAACCGCCAAGCGGAGCUGAGUUAUCUAAGAGGGGUCGCCAAAGUGAUGCUGCCUAGGCUGUUUACCCAGGAGAAUAUCAAAUGUAGGAUAUUUUCCAACUUGAUUAAGGAAUUACUGACUUUUUGGGUGCUGCUUCCGCUAUUGGAUGUAAUUUCGGAUCCGAAUUUGAUAAACUUGCUGAUAAUUGCUGCGACUGAUAAGCGUCAUAAAGAUCCCAACCGAGCGGGACGAUUGAAAGCUCUAAGUUGUGAAAAAGUGGAAAUUUUGAAGGAUUUCGUUGACAGAAGUCGAGAAAAGGUUGAAUGCAGUGUGGAAACGGUUGUUGGGGAGGAGAACAUUCUGAAGGAUCAGAACAAGUUAUACUAUUUUAUGCAGUUUUUGAUCAAGGAAGGGGCAGUGGAAUUGCUGCGAUUCUACUUAGACGUUGACAUCCUCAACAAGGAACUGGAGGACCCGCACAUUACGACUGAUCCAACAAAGCUGUCUUCGUUGCACCAGCAGUCGGAGAAAUUGCUACAAAUGUACCAAAGCUCAAUGAGGACUGAACAAGAAACAUCCAUUGCGGCUACACUUAACGAGGCUCACGAGCGAGUCAAGGAGAAGCUGGAGGAAAAAUGGCGAAAGCAUUUCAGUAAAACUUCCGAGUAUUUUGAGCUGGUUUAUGGUUCUAGAGAAGUCAAGGAGAAUUCGGAUAAAAAGCUCACCGAAGGCGGUGGCGGUUCUGGAACGAAACUGAGCUCCAAAUUCAAGGAGGUGAUACGGGGAGCCGUGGACGGUGCACCGAUUGAAGCCACCGAAGCUCCCACCGUUUGGGACGCUCUGAACGAUACCCAACCGAGCAACAAUAUCUACAGUUCCGUCACGCAGAAGCUCCGCAAGGAAAAGGGACAAAGCUUGGAUGCGUUCAUGGCGACGUUCAUGCAUUCCAUUGAACAGAGUCCCGACAUGGGUGAGGACGUUAUUCAAAUUAAGGAUAAAGUGAAGAAAAAAUUCAAACAACCUGGCCAAAGCGUCGUGUUUGGGGACCUAUUCGAACUGAAGAAAACUUCGAAGAACACCCACACGACCACCUUGCUUUCGCACAGCGUCCGGGGUCCAUCGCAGUGCUUAAUUUAUAUAUUGGUAAAAAUCCUAAACGCACCGGUUCUGGUCGUUCGCUUGGCAUUGGCGUUUUGCUGCGUAUCGCGUAAAACCGUAGACACCUUAAUUCACACCGGAGUUGCCCGAUUGCUACGGGCAGGGCUGAAAGAAACCCGUCUAGCCGUCCUCAUUAACCUACUGAGAGAGAUCAUUUUCCUCAAGAAACUACCGGAGCCUACGCCAGCCGAAUUGCUUCGACGACAACAGGAAGCUCGCAAGCGCCUGGAAGAUCUUCGUCCCGGCCUGGGCAACGUGGCCGAUGUGCUCCAAUCACCGGCACUAAACAAACAUCUCAUGUACUGUUUAUUCGAUAUCAUCCUGGGGGAAAUGUAUCCGGAAUUUGAGAGCCCUGCAGCUGUCGCCACGACAGUCUUCGAAAAGUAAACCCUAAUUGGAAAUAGAUGCUACUAAAUCUU